UACAGACAGAUGCCCUUCACCAUAGACAGUCAGGAGGAGGGAGAUACGAACCUGAACAUCAUCGGGCCACGGUGCAUCAUCUCGGCAUUCUCUCCAGCAUUCCCAAGUGUCUCCCGGCUGUCGUCACUGGACAUCCCAUGCUCUGACACUAUGCUGGUACUUGUAUCGUUGCUGUUCACUGGUCUGGACUGCUUACUGGCAGCUCCAGCAGGCAGAGAAGUCUACAGGAUGCCCCAGAGUGCACUUAAAGCUCUGUCCGAUCGUGGCACUGUGGUUUUAGAAGCCGCCAUGACCAGCGCCCUUUCCGCUCUCGACCGAGCAUCAUCUGAGAAGAGCCGGGCAGAGGCAAGCUGCAGAGGUUGCACCCCCUGCCUGUUUCAAGACUGUGGACAGCCCUCUGGUUCCUGCUCUUCCCCUGCCAAUGCCGUAUCAGAGCCCGGUUGUGAAAUCAUCAACAAGGCCCAGAAGCUUCAAGACGAAGCAGAGCGGAGUUGGGCUUUGAGCCAGGCCUGCGCAUUCUACCAACACCGCUGUCAAACCGGCAAUUUGGACAAAGACAGCUGCAUCAGAAUCAUGGGUGAGAGUUGCAGCGCCCGUGUCCUCCAGUGCAGCUUGCUUAACACAAUGCAGAACCUGGAACCCGCCACUCAGACGCAUGUGCAGGCCGUGUGUGGUCAGAGGUCAUCCUCGGUGCACAAUGUGACCCGGCCUCGCUCCAGGAUCGUGGGUGGAUCGCCUGCUCCACCAGGUAGCUGGCCCUGGUUGGUGAAUCUGCAGCUAGAUGGUGGCCUGAUGUGUGGCGGAGUACUAGUUGAGAGCUCCUGGGUGGUGACUGCAGCACACUGUUUUGCUGGGAGUCGGGGUGAAAGCUACUGGACAGCUGUGGUUGGGGAGUUUGACAUCACUAAGACUGACCCUGAUGAGCAGAUCCUCAAAGUCAACCGCAUUAUCCCUCAUCCUAAGUUCAACCCAAAGACAUUCAACAAUGAUAUUGCCCUGGUGGAGCUAACAUCUCCAGUAGUACUGUCUGACCGUGUCACCCCAGUGUGUUUGCCAUCUGGGAUGGAGCCCCCAACUGGCAGCCCUUGUCUGGUAGCAGGCUGGGGGUCUCUCUAUGAAGACGGCCCAUCCGCUGACGUGGUGAUGGAAGCCAAGGUGCCUUUACUGCCUCAGACCACUUGUAAGAAUGCACUGGGCAAGGAGCUCGUUACCAACACUAUGCUGUGUGCUGGCUAUCUUUCAGGAGGGAUUGACUCCUGUCAGGGUGACUCUGGAGGACCGCUGAUCUACCAGGACAGACUUUCAGGUCGCUUCCAGCUGCAUGGUAUUACAUCCUGGGGAGAUGGAUGCGGUGAGAUGGGGAAGCCUGGAGUUUAUACACGUGUGUCUGCUUUUUCAGACUGGAUUCAGGCUGAGAUACAGAAGUCAUUUGGCAGCCGAGAGCCAACAUGCCCGGAGCUUCUAAAAACUACAGAAAUGACAGAAGAGGAGCAAAGGUCAGAGUUCAGCACCCUGUGCCGCUUCUAUACUGUCACCUGCCUCCCGAGCCAGUCCACCAGCGCUUGCAGUCGAAUAGCCGAGGACAAAUGUCUCACCCGCUUCAAGAAAUGUCAGCUCCAUUCGUUCCUGCAGACCCUCCUAGACUUGCUCCAGAGGGCCGAGGACUACAUAAGGGACAAAGUGGACCUAACCUUCUUCACCCAGACUCUUCCUCAGCUGGUGGAGCACAUCCACAACACUGCUUUCACUCACACCAGAGACAGGAGAGAUGUGGAUGGGAAUCAUUUGAUGCAGAUUAAAGAGCAGCUAGGUGGCGCUGUGACACCAGAGGAGCAUGGUCCCCCUCCACUUCCUCCAGCUUUGUUUAGAGAGUUGGGCCCGUUAGUGGAGGACUGGGAGAACUACCUGGUAAACAUGGCUGAGGACAUGGAGAAUCAACUCAACGACACAGACACAUCACCCAAACAGGAGGAAAAGCUUUUCUCACAGGCAGGGGACAAUUCGGUUUUUCAGCUUGAGAAAGAAUAUCAAGAUAUUAUCUCAGCGUUGCGCACCAAAAUGGAAUCCAAAGCUGCUCCCCCCAUCCUGCACUUGGAUCUAUCCUUCCUCCAGGAGGGUUCUUCCAACCCUCCUCUUCAUCCUACUUCUCCCACAAGGGCACAAGUCAAGAGUCCUUCCUCCUCCCAGAAAUCCCAGGAACCUCUGACAAUUUUCUCAGCCCUAAUGACUGAAAUUGAAAAAUUAAGGAUGCGAGGUGGAGCUCUGACCAGUGAUGAGACACAAAGUGGAACUUUUAUGACUGGAGUUACUUCUCAUGAGACUGAUCUUGGAAAAUUACAGGCUUCAGUAUUCCCUGCUCAAAGGCAGCCAACGACAGUUGUACCACCUACUAUAGGAGAUCUCACAAAGACGACUUCUCAGCCAACUUUAUAUGCCAGCAAUCCUUUAAGUCUCCACAGGAAAAAAAGAAGCCUUCUUUAUAAAAGACAGACACCUGGGUCCGCUGGGAAAGUUUGUCCUGGUGUUCGAGAAACUUCGCAGCAAGUCAGCCAAGUGAGAGACUCUUACCGCUGGGUGUUAAGUAUCCCAAACACCAACCUCCGCAUGAACUUCCAAGAGGUUUUAGUUGAUCUGAGCUCCAAGAACAAUCGAGGACUUUAUCAAGCACGAAUCAGAGCCACUGUGGCUGGACGACCUUUAACUUUCUAUAGUCUCAUAGGCCUGGGAAAUGAAUCUUUUUACCGCAGUGUGCCAAGGAUCAUCUCCCUGGCGCUGGAGGCCCUCAAGACUUAACUACAAUGGGGACUGCAAGAAGAAACACUGAGGGAAUAUGAACUCUAAUGGACACAAAACUUCAUGUGAAGAGCAUCGUCCUCUUCUGUGGGUCCCUAUUGUGAACAGUAUUCCCACCUGGGAUUCAGUCUUCCUUUGGUUAUGACUGUACGCUAAAACUAUGAAUGUAUCCAUCCAGCCAUCAACCAAGCGCUCGCAACAUUAAGUGGCUACAGCCUUGUCUAACUUAUAAUUGUGUACAAAUAAGUUAUUCAUCCUGUCCUUUGCAAAGGUUGAGCCUCUUGUGAAGAUCACAAACUGUCUAUAUUAUUCAUAUCCUAUUUAUUUGUAUAGAGA
Doryrhamphus excisus (bluestripe pipefish) is the source of this 3129-nucleotide messenger RNA. RefSeq names its product serine protease 56 (gene prss56). Gene Ontology annotation, molecular function: serine-type endopeptidase activity. The record is from RefSeq and is a predicted model, not a curated record. Gene Ontology annotation, biological process: proteolysis. Lineage: Eukaryota; Metazoa; Chordata; Actinopteri; Syngnathiformes; Syngnathidae.